This is a messenger RNA of Lathyrus sativus (Indian pea), 495 nucleotides long. Lineage: Eukaryota; Viridiplantae; Streptophyta; Magnoliopsida; Fabales; Fabaceae. The record is from the annotation of a GenBank genome assembly.
AUGGCUAGAAACUAUGGUUUCCUUGUCUGCAUUGUUGUCAUUGUCAUGGAUGUUGUUGCUGGCAUACUUGGAAUUCAAGCAGAAAUAGCUCAAAAUAAGGUGAAGGAUUUGAAGAUUUGGGUGCUUGUUUGUAGGGAUCCAAGCUAUCAAGCUUUCAAGCUAGGGCUUAGUGCUUCCAUUCUAUUGGCCUUGGCUCAUGCAACUGCACACUUCCUUGGUGGUUGCGUUUGCACAAAGUCUAUAGAAGAAUACAAAAGAGCCACAUCCAAUAGACAAUUAGCAAUGACUUUCCUCGUCCUCUCGUGGAUAGUAUUAGGAGUUGCAUUCUCCAUGCUGAUCAUAGGCACAUUAGCCAACUCAAGAUCGAGAGAGUCGUGUGGGAUAUCAAAUCAUCGAUUUUUAUCCAUUGGAGGGAUUUUAUGUUUCAUUCACGGAUUGUUUACUGUUGCCUAUUAUGUUUCAGCGACAGCCACAAGAAGAGAAGAGUGCAAGUGA